This is a messenger RNA of Anisakis simplex (herring worm), 2097 nucleotides long. The record is from the annotation of a GenBank genome assembly. Lineage: Eukaryota; Metazoa; Nematoda; Chromadorea; Rhabditida; Anisakidae.
AUGAAACGUACAAUACGUCCGACGACGGAUAGUGUGCAAAUCCGCGAGAAGAAGAGAGCAACAAGUGAGACAAGUAAAGCUGUGACAGUCUCGGAAUUCUAUGAAGCUGAAGAUGCGGAAGCAAUGCGAUUGGAAUGGGAUAAAGUUGAGGGAAUGUUCCACGAGCAUUCGAAUCGAUUGAGACAACUGUGCAAUCAACUUUGUUCUGAUAAUGAUAACAAUACGAAUACGAGUGAAGACGGUAUGACGUGUGUAAACGAAUCGAUCAUGUCACAUUUGCUGUCGUUACGACGUUUGAAUCGUUUUGCACAAUUCAACAACAAUAAAUGUCGUGAGAAGGGAAAUACGGAACGAGAGAACGUCGACGAACGAUUUUUGCAACUGCAAAACGUUCAGUCUGAAAUUGAACAUCUGCAAAAAGAGAUCGCAAGAUGUGUCGAAUUCAGCUCAGCAGAUGAGGAGAUUGAUCUGGUACCGUUGAAUGAGUUCUACGAGAACGCGAGUGCGGAACUGAAGGAGAAAGCGCAGCAAAAUGCUCAUCAGGAACGUAUCGCUCGUUUGGAAUGGGAAUUGACCGAGAGGAAAACGCUGAUUGGCACACUGCAAGAACGAGAAGGUCGCAAGAAUGUGCUCAUAAGUGAUAUUUCAACAAAGCAAAAUCGAUUGAAGUCUUUGAAAUCAAUGGUUGAAUCGCUUAUCGAAGCAGCUCGUCCAGUUCAAGACUUGAUGGGUUUGAAUACACUUUCAUCGGAUGUCUCGCAACAGAGACAGUUUCUCGCGUAUUUACCGAAGGAAUUGUUCGUGAUAUUCAUUCAAGUGAAAGCUUAUUGCGAUCUUGCUGAAGAUAAAGGCAUAGCGAUACGAUGCAAAGGAGAUAUUGAGAAUGCGAUGAAAUUGCGUGAAAAUGAACAAGAGCAACGUUCAGAGAAUGCUGAUGAGGACAACGAUGAGAGCACCGAUGCCGACACGGAUCGAGAUCGUUCACCGAGUCGUUCAAGGAGGCGUCAUAAUACACUGAGUGAACGAAUGGCGAAACGGAAAGAAUUUGUGCUAGGGGCGCAUCCGAUCCAUCUCGUUAUUGAUAUCACCUGUGCUAGUUCGUUUUUUUAUCAUGAUAUUCAGAUAUCGCUGCAGUUCUCUUAUAUACUGCAGUUGCAUUCAAUCGCCGUGAUUGCAAAGCUUCAAGGGUCAUCGUUACCUUUUUAUGGAAAUAUGUUGUGUGACGAAUCAAUUUUGGUCGAGUUGUAUCCGAAAGAUGUUGGCGAUAAAUGUCCGAAUGCUGUGGGUCAGGCUAAACUCGAUCAGUUUCAUUUGAAAGUGUCCGAUUAUGAGCGAAAAUUCGGUCGGAUGUAUGCGUUCGCACAGCGUAUGGCUGGUAUUGGAAGGGAUGCCGAGAAGAGGAGUGACACGCAGUUGUGUGAUAUCAUUGAGUCGGUGGUUAAAGCGAUCAGAGGUCGCGUUCGUUCGCGAUAUGUCUUAAUCAAAUCCAUUCAGUCACUUCGUUCGUUGAAGCUGUUCGAUGAUAUGAGCGUUGAGGACAGAAAAGAAUAUCCACCGAAAAUGCUAUCGAAAUUAGUCGAUUUCAAAACGCUUUCAGCUGAAGAGUUCUUCUCGAAUCCAAUAGUAACGAAUGACUAUCGGGAAAUGAUCGAAAGUGAUCGCAAUAAUAGUGAUGCGAAUAAUCAUUUCUAUUUCGCCGCCGAAGUGGAACGAUCGCCUGCGAAACUCACUGCACUCAUCACUAUCAGUGUUGGAUAUCCGCUUAGUGACAGCCCAUUAUUUAUAUUAUCAUUGAGCAUUGACAACAAACAUAAAUACAGCAGCAAAUCGUCGCUUCUUAUCAAGAAUUUGGAAUACGCAAUAAAUGUUUUACUUGUUAAACGGAAGGAAGCGAAGAAACGCGAUUCAUUGUUGACCUCACAAAUGGCAUUCCUCGUCUCUCGAUUGGAUGUUUUGCUCGAGGUGCACUCGCAAUUAACCGAUACAUUCACAUUCUCUCGUGAUCACCUCUUCAGUCGAUCUUCCAGGGGACGUGAUCAACAACCUCCACUCAAUUAUGAUCCAUCUUUAAACGCGUUCACAUUCUUUCCAUCUUGA